Molecule: messenger RNA, 4487 nt
Organism: Dermacentor albipictus
Lineage: Eukaryota; Metazoa; Arthropoda; Arachnida; Ixodida; Ixodidae
Product: sialin-like
Biological process (GO): transmembrane transport; monoatomic anion transport
Cellular component (GO): membrane
Molecular function (GO): transmembrane transporter activity
Source: RefSeq, a predicted model, not a curated record
GCGUGGUUGAUCCGGAGUUCACAGAGCUGGCAGAGCUAGGCCAAGGCUGGCGAAGUCAGCCGGGUUGUCACGUGAUGGUACAUUUGUGACAGCUGCGUGUGUGACAGCACUAGCUUUCGGGUGUCGCGGGACGGGCUAUGCGGCCGUGCGAUGACCGCUACCUUGGCCUGCGAUGUGUCGGAGAAGAAGAAAGCCGACAAGCGUGCCCACUACGCCCCCUUGGCCGGCGGCCAGAACCCGGCGGGACGAAAGAGGAGCCCAUGCCGCCGAUUCCCAUCUCGGUAUGUGCUCAGCCUGCUGCUGUUCUGGGGUUUCUUCCUUCUCUAUGCCCUGCGGGUCAACCUAAGUGUGGCCAUCGUGGCCAUGGUCAAUGGCACAGCCGUGCUUGCUGCGGGAACCACGGCCCGCGGUGCUGACUGUCCCGCGCCCGAUGGCUCCCUGUACAAUGCCACUGCCGACCCAGAAACGGCUGGCGGCGAGUUUAACUGGGACGAACGCACGCAAGGUGCAGUUCUGGGUUCGUUCUUCUACGGCUACGUGCUGACCCAAGUGCCUGGUGGUCGGCUGGCCGACCGCUUCGGGGCCAAGAGGCUGCUUGGCGCAGGCAUCCUGGUGACCUCGCUGCUCACCCUCCUCACGCCGUUUGCUGCACACAUCAGUCCGCUGGCACUCAUGGUGCUGCGCUUUGGUGAGGGCAUCUCCGAGGGUGUGGUGUUUCCCUCGUCCCUGGCAUUGCUGUCGCACUGGUCACCAGUGCACGAGCGGAGUCGGCUGGUGAGCCUGAACACUGUGGGCACCGCGGUCGGGACCGUGGUCACUCUGCCGCUCACCGCCCAGCUCUGUGCGAGCACCUGGGGCUGGCCUGGCAUCUUCUACCUCCUUGGUGUGCUUGGUUGUGCGUGGUUUGUGCUGUGGAUGUGGCUGGUGUACGAGUGGCCAGAGAUGCACCCGGGCAUCUCCAACCGGGAGCUUCAACACAUCCAACGGUACCGGGGCAGUUCCUGCGCUGCUCAGCAGCCACAUGGUGUACCAUGGGGCCGCCUUUUGAGCUCACGGAGUGUUUGGGCCCUGGGCGUGACCAUGUUCUGUGGUAACUGGGGCUUUUACCUGUUACUCAUCGAUCUGCCGAACUACCUCCGUGGAGUCUUGCACCGGCCGAUUGGAAGCAAUGGCUAUGAGAAUGCAGCCGUGCACAUAGCUGGAGCUGUGAGCAUGUUGCUGUGCGCCCCCAUAGCCGACCUGCUUCGCAAGCGCCAGAUGCUUUCCGUCACCGUCAUCCGCAAGGUGUUCCAGACCUUGGGCUUGCUGGGGCCGGCGCUGUGCCUUUCACUGGUUCCCUUGGUCGGGUGCGAUGCCAGGGCGGCACUGGUGUGCCUGGUUUCUGGCAUGGCCCUGUACGGAUUCACCGUCGGAGGACAGAGCCCACUGACCCUGGACAUUGCACCAGACUUUGCAGGUACGGUGAUGGGCAUUGUGAACUGCAUGGGCAACCUCUCGGGCAUGCUGGCGCCCCUGGUGACCGGCUACAUCAUCGAGCACGACGAGAGCCUGGCGCAGUGGCGAAAGUUGUUCCUGCUGGCAUCGGCCAUCUACACUUUUGGUGCAGUGAGCUUCGUACUGUUUGGCUCUGCCAAAGUGGAAGAGUGGGGGGUGGCGCCCACCAAAAAGAACACCCUGAUGAGCUUCCCGCACCCGGAGUCCGACUCGGAAGAAGACCCCGAAGACUUCCAUGCCGUGGCUGCCGAGAUGCACCUAAUGUGAUGCACCCUGUGAUGCACAUUGUCCCAUGUGAUUACUUCUCUCAUGUGGUCAUGAACCGGUGAAGUCCUGCAACGCACUCACACAGUCAACGUGCGAAAGCUCCCUGUGAUGCACCUACAAGUCAUCGCACAUCAUCACCUAUGUGGCAAUAUGGAUUAUCCACCUGUGACAAGGUUUUUAAGAACACUGCACAAAUCGUGCUCAGUUUUACUAGAUAACUACAGGUAGCCAGCUAGUUAGGCGUGCCAUGUUGCAAUAUUCUGCAUGCAGGAGAUUGUCAAGUGUUGUUCAAGGGAGAGCAUGAAAGGCUUCUUUGUUAGGCUCUUAGCAUGACGGCACGCCUACCAUCCGAUUGGCUAGCAAGGCAACAGUGAUGGACUUAGUUCCCCUUUUAUGGUGCACGCCGCUGUGACCAUCGCACAUCUGGUCAAUCGAGGUGCUUCAUGUACAACCCACCCACAUUCCUUUCUCUUUCUCUCUCUCUCUAUUUUUUUGUAGUGAUCCAUCACAAUUUGCAUGUUUAACUAGGUGAAACAAACAUUUAGGAAAAGAAAACUGCCCAUUCACAGCAUCAUAAGUAGGUAUAGCAGAUGUGGGGAGCCUAGCGCCCAUCUUCCCUGGCGUCGUGAGCCAGCAUAGGCGCACUACGCCCUCUCCCGAUUCUCCCUCGCUCUCAUGACACGCGCACACCCUUCUUUCCCGACUCGCUGGCACGUAACUUAUGGGCGAGGAGGACAUUCCCCUUGCCCAGGUAGAAAGUUACAAAACAGCGCGACCGGGGAAACCCUCUCUCUCUGACGCCAGACCCCUAACCUGCCAGACUGGACUGGUACCUGCCUCAACCGGUGAGUGACCUCGUUUGCCUGACUAUCCCGGGCAACGAGGCCAGCCUAUUUAUAACUAUUACAGAGAGGACAUCCCUCUGCCAGUGUUCUUUAUUGCCGGUAGCAAUAAACGUUAUUACAGUUGACGCCGCUGGUUGCCUUAUUCGUUCGAACCCAACGUAGCCACGAUUCCCGCGCUACAGGUUGGGGAGUAACACAAAGCGACUGCGUAGGGCUAGAUCAGGAGCUCGCCUUCAGCCCUAGCUGCACGCAGAGUGGAACCCCCACAUUUGACGCUACCAACGCGGGGCGAAUAAGGCAACCAUCGGCGUCAACUGUAAUAACGUUUAUAGCUACCGGCAAUAAAGAACACUGGCAGAGAGACGUCCUCUCUGUAAUAGUAAUAAAUAGGCUGACCUCGUUGCCCGGGAUAGUCAGGCAAACGAGGUCACUAACGGGUUGUGGCAGGUACUCCAGCCCAGCAGAUUAGGGGCCCGGCAUCAGUCUCCCCGGUCACGCUGUUUUGUACCUUUUUUACCUUGGCUAGGGGAAUGUCCUCCUCGCCUAUCAGCUACCUGCCUGUGAGUCGGGGAGGAAGGGGGCGCACGCGUCGCAAGAGCGAGGGAGAAUUGGGAGAGGGCGUAGUGCGCCUCCCCGUGUCUAUACCGGCUCUCGACGCGAUGACGUGGGGGAAGAUGGGCACGUGUGCUUCCCACACAGGAUGCCUUCUGACAAUUCUAGGGAACUGUAGUUAGUCGGCACUUGGCAAGAGAGACAGGAGUUUUUAUAAAAUACCACAUUGCCUUGGCACACAAUUGGGUUCCAAGAAAUGUGAAGUGUUUGCAGCACCUUUUCCCACUUCGGGGUAUUAGACCAGACAACGUCAGUGUACUGUGUUCAUUGUACUAAUCCUUUGUGCAGAAAACAAAAAAAAAACCUUGAAGCACAAAGAUGGUUGAACCUGCAACAAAAAUGGCACCACAAGUUGAUUGGGGAACCACCUUCUUGUAUGGGUUAGCACAAACACAGAACAAAGAGUGCGGAGAAGCGGGUUCCUGGUCAAAUUUGUACUUGGAUAAGGACAGACUGCCUGGAUUUGUUAUUUUCUGUCGCUAAAGCCCUACAGCAAUCUUUUUUAGAUGACAGCUGUCAGGUGGUGCAUGGGGCUUUUACUUCCAUUGUAUGUCCAUUGUUUGUUGAAUGCUGCUUCACUGAUGUUCAUUGAUCCUUGUUUCAUGUGGCUUAGUUAUGUGCGCAAACUGUAGCGCGAACAUAGCACAAGGCUUGGCAUGUUCAGAAAGUGUCUUUCAUGGGUUUAAGAGCGGCCAAGGUUAGUUUGUGCUUAAGUGUUUCCAUAGUGGUGACUCUGUGGUGAAAGUUUAGUCUGACAAAGUGGUUUUAUGAGCUGUACAUUUUUAAAUUUAAGAUGUUAAAAUGCUGUAUACUCACUAGGUUGUUUUUUUAAACAAAUGUACAUUCAUCUUGUUGUCUGUUGUUAAAUUACUCCAUGUUGGUUGCCCCCAGCACCAUUGCUCAUGGUCUGUUCCUGUUACCUAUGCGGCCAUCAUCGCCAUGGUUGUUCGGUGUGAUCAUUUUCUUACUUUUUUUUGCAUGGAGCUGUUUAAACACUUGUGUGAUGUGAGUAGACAUCAUUGUGAAUUGCCAGAGAUUAUAUUCAGCACCUUGUGUGGUGAUUUGCAUGACCUGCUUGUGUGGCUAAAGUGUUCUCACUUGUCAGAAGGUUGCUGAUUCGAUUACUUGCCCCCUGUAUGGCUGUAUUUUAUUAUAAGUGAUGAUUUGAGAAAGCCUGUUUCUUCUGUGGUUUAGCACAUGUUUAAGAGAUGCUAAAGAGAAUUAAAAGUUGCACAGAUACCAUAGAAAAUGAUUGUCAAAGGAAGAGGA